GACCCCGGCCACGCCUCUCUGGGCGGGCUUUCCUCGUUCGAAGCAGCCGCCACCAGCGUCUUCCUUGGAGAAGACACCGUGAUUGCUCCUCCCCUUUCUCAUCCUCCCUUUUCUCAUCCUCCCGCAGGAGCGGCGUGGCCUGUAGUGGGUCUGAAGCAUGGGGGACACGUUAGAUGAUCCUUGGUGGGAAGGACCACGUGAAGGGAGCAACAGCAGUCCAGAUCUCUCGCAGGAUUCCUCCUUGGACAAAUAUGUUGGCCCAAGUAAAGCAGAACAGCAGGGUACAAAACCUAAGCCGCCUCCUUCAAAGAAAAGAAAACAGCCUACAGAAUGUUUUCUUGCUGCAGAAAAGGAAGAGCCUCAGGAUAAAAGAGAAAGUGAAGUGAAGCCAAAGAAGAGAAGAAAGAAGAAAAUUUCUGAUAUACUUGCAAAAUCAUCUCCAAAACCAGGAGUUCCUGAAGACUUACAAAAACUGCUUAAUGAACAUUUUGGUGCUAAACGUUCAGUGAUUGAACUAGAAGAACUACAACUGCCAGAAGCUUGUUUCCUCCCUGCAAAUGACCUCACCCACAGUUUUUCUUCCUACCUGAAAGAAAUCUGCCCCAAAUGGGCCAAGCUUCGUAAAAACCACAUGGAGAAGAAGUCGGUAGUGAUGCUGAUAAUCUGCAGCUCUGCUCUUCGCUGUCUGGAACUCAUCAAGUCAAUAACAGCAUUCAAAGGAGAUGGCAAGGUGAUGAAAUUGUUUGCAAAACACAUAAAGAUACAAGAGCAGGUGAAGAUGCUGGACAAAGGUGUCAUCCAUGUGGGUAUUGGGACACCUGGAAGGAUAAAAGCACUCAUAGAACAAGAUGGUCUUAGCAUGACAUCCUUGAAGUAUCUUAUUUUGGACUGGAAUUGGAGAGAUCAGAAGUUAAGAAGAUUAGUUGACAUCCCUGAGAUAAGGAAAGAAACCAUUGAACUUCUGGAAAUGGGACUGAUCAAACUGUGCAGAGAGGGCUCUGUGAAGCUGGGGCUCUUUUAAUUAUAUUUUUUGUCAUCACUGAGUUCAUCUCAUCCUCCUGUUUGCAUCUAUCUAAGUUGAAGCUGCUUUUUAAUUUUGAAAUACAUAUAACAGAAACCCUUUUGGCUUAAUUGUUUUGUAAUAAAGCAACUUAACUUUG
Molecule: messenger RNA, 1160 nt
Organism: Rhineura floridana
Lineage: Eukaryota; Metazoa; Chordata; Lepidosauria; Squamata; Rhineuridae
Gene: CMSS1
Product: cms1 ribosomal small subunit homolog
Exons: 10
Coding region: 158-1021 (287 amino acids)
Cellular component (GO): 90S preribosome; nucleus
Source: RefSeq, a predicted model, not a curated record